UCUAUAUAUAUUUGAGCGGUGGCAGUGUAUUUGGGCGGAGUAAGAUCAAACAAUGGCAGAAGCAGAGAUGAGCUACAGAGGAAAGAGGUGGUCUCUGCAGGGGAUGACCGCUCUUGUCACUGGCGGAACCCGUGGCAUAGGGCGUGCAAUUCUGGAAGAAAUGGCUAGCUUUGGGACAGCUGUCCAUACUUGUUCCCGUAACCAAACAGAGCUCAAUCAAAGCUUGGAAGAAUGGAAGACGAAGGGCUAUAGCGUGACAGGGUCAGUCUGCGACCUCACCUCUCCGCCCCAGAGAGAAAAGCUCAUGGACGCCGUCUCCUCUGUUUUCCAGGGGAAGCUCAACAUCCUCGUGAACAACGCAGGGACAACCAUACCCAAGGAAGCCAUAGAUUAUACCGAUGAAGACUACAGAACCAUAAUGGGGACUAAUUUGGAUUCAGCAUACCAUAUCUGCCAGUUGGCGCACCCUCUUCUGUAGGCAUCGGGCAAUGGUAGCAUUGUAUUUAUAUCCUCUGUGGCUGGAGUGAUUGGUAUACCUCUUUCCUCCGUCCAUGCAGCUUCGAAAGGUAAGUUUAAACCUCACUCCUGGAUUCAUUUUCUGUCAUGCCCUGUUCCCUCUGCCUUAAUCAUUUUCAUGUUGACUCUGUGGGAUUACAGCGCCAAUCCGAAAAUUUGUUUGAAAUUUAGGAAAAAAUUAAUAAAAUUUUUAUUUAAAUUAACACAUUCAAUCCAAAAAUUUCUAAUCUAUACUCCCAAAUACUUCUUUUAAGUUUAAAUUUGCUUUCUCAGGGACUCUAUUAAAGCCUCCUGCCCUGUCCUAAUUUUUAAUUCUUUAUUAGUUGCAAUAGGUUGAAUAAACUUAGGAUGUGUUUAGUAGGAGGUGAAUUUUAGUUUUUUCCUUUAGAUUUUUAUAAAUUUAUACAAAUUUUAUAUACUUUCGAGCAGUUCAUAAAAAAUUAAAUUUAAAGUUUGAUUUCUAAACUCCUAAACAUUGCUUGGUGGAGUUCAGACUACUUUGCAAGCUAAUAAAUUAGUAUUGUGCUAAAAGAAAUCAAACACCACCAUCAUUAUAAAUUAGUUGCGCGGUGAAAGGAGUCACACAUUGCAAUUGCACGACCGUUGUAUUUUGUCGGGACAAGAAAAACUCAUAUUUAAAUUUGUUUACACUCCACAGCAAGAUCCUCUUGCAAAGGAAGAAAUUGAAAGAUUGAUCUCGAAAACUCCCAUCAAGCGUAUUGGGGAAGCUAAUGAAGUUUCGUCACUCGUAGCAUUUUUGUGUUUUCCAACUGCUUUGCACAUCACUAGACAAAUUAUUUGCGUAGACGGUGGAUACACAGUCAAUGAGUGUUAAUCGAAUUUUUUAAAUUUUAAAAUAAUAAUGAAUUAAAAUAAGAACUCUUUAAAAUUUUAUUGUUGAUGAAUCAAUUGCUUUGAUUUUCACAAUCAGUCAAAAUAAGGUAUUGUUUUGCUAAUGAAAAGUCGUUGUGUUGUCUCAUGUUUCAACAUUUUCAUGCUUGUAAUCAAUGCUUUGAAAUAUUAAUAAAGACUUAUACAUUGCCUUGUGCUUUUU
Molecule: messenger RNA, 1570 nt
Organism: Malania oleifera
Lineage: Eukaryota; Viridiplantae; Streptophyta; Magnoliopsida; Santalales; Ximeniaceae
Product: tropinone reductase homolog
Exons: 3
Coding region: 53-478 (141 amino acids)
Molecular function (GO): oxidoreductase activity
Source: RefSeq, a predicted model, not a curated record